This is a messenger RNA of Daphnia carinata, 1648 nucleotides long. RefSeq names its product alpha-N-acetylgalactosaminidase-like. The record is from RefSeq and is a predicted model, not a curated record. Gene Ontology annotation, cellular component: cytoplasm. Gene Ontology annotation, molecular function: alpha-galactosidase activity. Lineage: Eukaryota; Metazoa; Arthropoda; Branchiopoda; Diplostraca; Daphniidae. Gene Ontology annotation, biological process: oligosaccharide metabolic process; glycosylceramide catabolic process; glycoside catabolic process. The coding region runs from base 150 to 1454 and encodes 434 amino acids. The transcript has 12 exons.
UUUUGAAUUUCUAAGUCUUAGCAAGGUUGAAAAAGCAAAGUUCAGAAAGUAAUUCAACGAUCGGAUACCCGAUCAAUUCAUGCAUCUCAAUUUAACUAACUUGGGUAUGGUAAAACAAGCAAAAAAUAGAAACAUUUAUUGUAUUCCUGAUGAAGUCUAUCAGCUUAGUUGGACUUAUUUGCAUUUGGGGCUUUGGAGCCCUUGCACUUGAAAAUGGAUUAGCCCGAACACCACCAAUGGGAUGGCUUGCAUGGGAAAGAUUCCGGUGUAAUACAGACUGUACCAAUGAUCCUGAAAACUGCAUUAGUGAAAAAUUAUUUAUGAAAAUGGCCGAUUUAAUGGUGUCAGAGGGCUAUUUGGGAGCUGGUUACAACAUUAUUUCACUUGAUGAUUGUUGGCUUAGCCACAAUCGCUCAGAGAGUGGACAGCUACAGGCAGAUACCAACCGUUUCCCCAAUGGAAUCAAAGCUCUUGCUGAUUAUGUCCACUCCAGAGGUCUCUAUUUUGGGAUGUAUGAAGAUUAUGGAACUUUAACUUGUGGAGGAUACCCAGGGAUUCUCAAUCAUUUGGAGACAGAUGCCAAAACCUUUGCUGAAUGGGGAAUAGACUAUGUGAAGCUAGAUGGAUGCUAUGCUGAUCCUUCUGAAAUGGAUAGAGGCUACCCUGACUUCGGAUCUUUACUGAAUCAAACUGGUAGACCCAUGGUGUAUUCUUGUAGUUGGCCGGACUAUCAAAUCGAAAAAGGAAUACAGCCCAACUAUACUUUCAUUGGAACCGUAUGCAAUCUUUGGCGAAAUUUCGACGAUAUUGACGAUUCGUGGGCUAGCGUGUCGAGUAUCAUUGAUUAUUAUGGCGAUAAUCAAGAUACGUUGAUACCUGCGGCUGGACCUGGCCAUUGGAACGAUCCCGACAUGCUGAUUAUUGGCAAUUUUGGUCUGAGUUAUGACCAAAGCCGGGCACAGAUGGCCAUGUGGGCGAUUUUAGCUUCACCACUCUUCAUGUCAGUUGAUUUGCGGACCAUAAGACCCGAGAUGAAAGCAAUCCUUCAAAACAAAAACGUAAUUGCCGUCAACCAGGAUGAAUUAGGCAUUCAAGGCAGGCGGAUAUUUAAGAAAUCUGGUGUUGAAAUUUGGGUGAAGCCCGUUCAGCCAAGUUUAGGAGACAAUCGUUCUGCAGCGCUAGCUUUUCUUAACCGCCGAACAGACGGAACGCCAACUCGAAUAUCCAUUGUACUGCGUGACGCUGGCCUUAGGUCUGCGUCAGGUUACAAAGUACAAGAGAUGUUUGAUGGGUUAGAUCUAGGAAUCUACCACCCUGAUAACACUUUAACCGUUGUCGUGAAUCCUUCUGGAGUGGUAAUGGUCAAAUGUACUAUUCUGAAGAAAAAGUCUUUUGUUUCAAAGAAAAAAUUGAUUGGAAGGUAUUCUUCUGCUGGCAAGAUAAGCAUUCCAUAGUGGUGAUUCCUUGGUUCACCAAGUACACAACCUAUUCUUCUGUUUGGUUAAAAGUAUUAACAAAAUAUAAUGCUCGUUAUGAUACUGCCGUCAUCCGAUUUAUAGGGUACGUCCAUACCGUGCCGUAAAUUCGCUGUAAUGUUCACCCACUACUGGGAGCUAUAACCUCCUUUAGUACAAAGUGAUUCUCUUAA